Molecule: messenger RNA, 1823 nt
Organism: Exserohilum turcica Et28A
Lineage: Eukaryota; Fungi; Ascomycota; Dothideomycetes; Pleosporales; Pleosporaceae
Exons: 1
Coding region: 1-1626 (541 amino acids)
Source: RefSeq, a predicted model, not a curated record
AUGAGCCGUCGCACAUCCCGUGAUCUGGAGGCGCAACAGCCCUCGCAGCCUCCCUAUGCUGCCCACGGCUCCCAGCGUGCCGCCGCCACGGUCCAGCCAUACCACGCGCGCAAGCACUCGUCUCCGCUGCCCGAGCAUGCCGCUCGCCACUUUGACGACAUCGACGCGACCAGCCUCCAACCGCCUCCCUCUGCUCUGACACCCUCCUCUGCAACCGCCUACGACCCACAUGCGCCUUCCCCACUAGACGACUAUCCCCGCUCCGGCCGCACCACCCACCAGCGCUCGCUGACAGGCACCAUUUUCGACAACUUCAACCGCGCCACCUCGACCAUCCAGCAGCACACGUCGCGCGCCUCGUCCCCCUCCAAGUCACUGGCCAGCUUCAUUCCCUCGCGGGGCACCGUCGAGUCCAGCGCCAGCCAGCCCAAGAUCCGGGCCAUCCAGAACUGGUUUACCGGCUCCUCGCCCAAGAGCGGCUCUGCCCAGCACGACGACGACUAUUCAGACUCCGAGUCGGCGUCUGGCGAGGAAUACGACUCUGAAUCCGAGUCGGACCAGGACGAGGAAGAAGAAGAAGAAGAAGAGGAGGAGGCCGGCACCAGCAUGAUGUCCAACAUCUUCACCCGCGGCUCCUCUCUCACGAGGGGCGCCUCCGAGAGCCCCCCGCGUUCAGAAGCCGCCCAGCCCCAGCCCCAGACAAAGCCCCAGACAAAGCCGCCCGCCCAGCCAACCGCCAGCAGCAAGUUUGCCUGGCUGCUCAAGACACAGAAGAAUGCCGCAGUCCCUCCCCCGGCACAAUCACCCACAUACCACAACCCUGACGACGAGCUGCUGAAUCUCAACAUCUCGCAAGCUCUCUUCCCGCACGGCCCCGCAGACCCUCUCGCUGCGUCGUCGUUCCACGACCUCCUCACCAAUGCCGAAGCAUUGCUCUCGCGCUACCAGACGGCCUACCGCCAACUCUCGACCGCCCUCGUCGACGCACACUCGGAGCAGAGUGCGCAGGAGGACGAGCUGGACGAGGCCGAGACACGGGCGCGCCAUCUUAAGAUGCAACUCGAGACCAUGGCUCAGCACGCCGACGAGCAGGACGAGCAGAUGCGCUCGCUCAUGGAAGACCUUGCAUUUGAGCGAAGAGCAAGGCAAGAAGAAGAGGCGGCCCGCAAGAGGAACCUGGCCCUCAUCCGAGGCGCAGCCCCAUGCGAGCAUGCCUCGUGCCAAGAUACCGCUAUCCGACGGCAUAACCGUGUUUCGGGCUCUGGAUUGAGCGUCGAUUCAGGAUUUGAGUCGGAAACGGAGACCGACGGCGCCAGUGUUUCCUCGAGAAACUGCUUGAGUCCAACCAACACCGAACGUUCGCACGCGCUCGACACCGAAGUCCAGGACAGCCCGUCCAAGACGCGUAAAGCUGCACCUCCGCCCGUGCGAAACACGAACCAAAAGGCCACCAUUGCACAGGGCGGAUGGGGCUGUGCCAAUUGCGAAGGCGGUGCUCAAUCCGCCGUGUGGGGUCGUCUGGCCAAGGAGCGAGAGGAGAACCGCACUCUGAGACUUCGCGUGGAAACGUUAGAAGAAGCCGUUGACGGUGCUUUGAACGCUGUUUCUGGCGCUUGGGUCAUGUAAAUAGAGUGUGUGUAUGUGUGUGUCCUAGUACAAUUUGUGGAAACGGCACUUUUGGCGUACGGUGUGGGAACCAGGGGAAUUUUCUUUUCUUUCGUCUCUUCAACGAGGAUAGACACUUUGUUCGCCUGUAGCUUUUUUCUUUCUUUCUUUCUUUCUUCUUCUCUAUUUUCUUAUAUGUAGUACAGAUGACAAUAUGC